UUGUCAAAUCAAAUACCCCCAUUUCAUUUCAUUCACCUUCUUCUCAGAAACAAAAGAAAAGAAAAAGCGUUUCAGAAUUUUCCCGCCAAUUUUCUUCCAAUCUCAACAAUGGCUCCAAAAUCCGAUAGCGCUGAAGCAAUCGUGUUGAACUUCGUCAACGAGCAAAAUAGGCCGCUGAAUACGCAAAAUGUGGCGGAUGCGUUGCAAAAGUUUAAUCUGAAGAAAGCGGCGAUACAGAAAGCGUUGGAUAGUCUUGAAAAAGGCGGGAAGAUUUCGUUUAAGGAGUAUGGUAAGCAGAAGAUAUACGUUGCUCGACAAGAUCAGUUUGAGAUUCCGAAUAAUGAAGAGCUUAAUCAGAUGAAGGAAAAGAAUGCUAAUUUGCAGAAGCAGCUUGAGGAACAGAAGAAGGUUAUUGGUGAGGUUGAAGCAGAAAUUAAGUCGUUGCAAUCAAAUUUAACAAUGGAGCAGAUCUGUGAAAAAGAAAUUGACCUUCGAAUGCAGGUUCAAGAACUGGAGAUCAAGUUGAACAAGUUACGUGGAGGUGUUACUUUGGUGAGGCCAGAAGAACGUGUGGCAGUUGAGAGUAUGUUGUCGGAGAAAAUAAGUCAGUGGAGGAAGCGUAAAAGAAUGUUCAGGGAUUUAUGGGAUACCCUCACUGAGAACUCACCUAAGGAUCCCAAAGAAUUUAAGGAGGAGCUUGGGCUAGAAUAUGAUGAAGAUGUUGGUGUGAGUUUGCAGUCAUGCAGUGACCUGAUACCGCAAGGUAAGAAGCGGCCAAGGGGACAGUGAUAUAUUUAUCGAAACUUGGAAGUCUUUCCUUCCUGAUCAAUGACACAGGUAUAUAGAUUAUAUGGAGUUUCUGACAGUACUGAACAUGAAUACAAAUUACAUAGUCAAUGUAAUGUAAGUCUUUACAAUUUAGACUCAGUUUUCGGGUUUUAGUCCACCGUCUUUUACAAGACUAACUCACCAGGGCAUGGUCUCAGUGCAAAUAUUAUUGUUUAUAUCUCUCUGGUUGCUGACAUUGGUCAUACUACAUAGCAUGCUAUCCUUGUGUAUUGAUGUUUCAGGCACAUAAUAUCUUACUUAAGUUUCAAA
Messenger RNA from Medicago truncatula (barrel medic), 1098 nucleotides. Its product is annotated as homologous-pairing protein 2 homolog. The transcript has 6 exons. Bases 109 to 789 code for a protein of 226 amino acids. Gene Ontology annotation, molecular function: double-stranded DNA binding; recombinase activator activity. The record is from RefSeq and is a predicted model, not a curated record. NCBI's taxonomy places the organism in Eukaryota, Viridiplantae, Streptophyta, Magnoliopsida, Fabales, Fabaceae. Gene Ontology annotation, biological process: meiotic joint molecule formation; meiotic strand invasion involved in reciprocal meiotic recombination; homologous chromosome pairing at meiosis. Gene Ontology annotation, cellular component: condensed nuclear chromosome; DNA recombinase auxiliary factor complex.